This is a messenger RNA of Drosophila persimilis, 1514 nucleotides long. Its product is annotated as arrestin domain-containing protein 17. Gene Ontology annotation, biological process: protein transport. The record is from RefSeq and is a predicted model, not a curated record. Lineage: Eukaryota; Metazoa; Arthropoda; Insecta; Diptera; Drosophilidae. The coding region runs from base 5 to 1228 and encodes 407 amino acids. The transcript has 5 exons. Gene Ontology annotation, cellular component: cytoplasm.
AAAAAUGGUUGUUACGUGUGAGAUCAGCUUCGAUAAUAAUAGAUUCGGCACUUUCUAUGCCGGACAGCUGGUGGGUGGCUGUGCGACUCUCAAGUCCGACAAACCAAAGGAGGUUCAAGCUGUCUUGCUCAAGGUAGUCGGCUACUCCAUCACCAAAUGGAGUGAAAAGAGUCUGGGAUCUACUAAGCAGUAUGCGGGCAGAGAAGACUAUCUAUCAUACAACACAUAUCUGGUGGGAUCCGAGCAAAACAACAACAGACACACCAUACAGGCUGGGGUGCACAACUAUAACUUUUCCUGCCAGCUGCCCUACCAGUGCCCUUCGUCCUUUGAGGGUCGCUAUGGCUGCAUUCGCUAUAUAGUCAAAGUAUUGCUCAUUCGACCCUGGAAAUACGAUCAGGCCUAUGCCACGGGAUUCACAGUGCUCAAGAUGAUGGAUCUGAACUUUGAAACGCCACAGCUUCGGUUGGCGGCACACAGCGAGGGGUAUCGCACCUUCUGCUGUGGUCCCUGCAAGACGGAUCCCUUGAAGCUGGAGCUGAAUCUGCCCCAGGCGGGAUAUGUGCCUGGGCAGAAGAUCCCCGUCACCGUUGUGGUGGUGAACAACAGCAGUGUGGCCGUCUCCGAGCUCCGGCUCUCCCUGGUGAUGCUCGUCCGCUACUUCAGCCUCAGUCCGGACCACGCACGCGUCGAACGCAUUAUCAUCUCCAGAGCGAAAGGAGAUGCCGUGCUGAAACAGUGCACCCGCUCCCUGACCAUUGGCCUGCCCGUACCCUCCACGCCUCCCACCUGUGUGGAGCUAAGCAAUCUCAUCCAGAUUGCCUACCAGGUGGAGGUGGAGGCGUUGGUCAAGAGCCUCCGCGAGGAGCAGCUGAUGAUCAUGCCCGUGACGAUUGGCACCAUGCCUCUGGCCGUAUCGGGGAUUGUUGUCCAGCAGCCAAUACGUCGAAGUGCUCGCUAUGACGGUCCUGCAGACGAGUUGCCUGUGGUCACGGCCCUGGGGAGUGUGCCCAACGAUUUGAUACCCAGUCAAGGGGAUAUAUACGCUCCCAAAUAUGAGGAGUCCCGUCACACGCCCCGCGGAAAUAUCAAUGAGGAGGAGAUCCAUGCGUUUGGCAUCAACGAAUUUGCACCCCUUUAUCCCGUUUACAGCAUACCAAGUCCCCCGCCAAAUUUCCCAGCGAAUGCGACCAAUGCAGGUUUCGUCAAUCAGAGUUUUGAAAAGUAACAGCUUGCACUGCAGUGAACUGCUUGCUGCUGUUAAGCUCCACUGCUUUCGGCUGUUAAGUUCCCACUGGUACGCUUAAGCUUAUACUGUUAUUGAUGUUAUACAUAGCUGUUUUAUGGGGGUGUAUAAUGUAGCACAGCACAAAUUAAGUGUUUCGUAUGACAAAAGUUAUAGGGGUUGAAAAAGUUAUAGAAAAGUUUAUGGAAUUUGUUUCGUUAAGACUGUUCUAUUUGUCAUACAAGAAGCUAUAACGUUUAUAAUUGUUAUAUUUAUGGUAUCUGUAGAU